UCAGUCGGUUAGGAAUCGUUGGAGCGUUACGUUGCGAUUUCUGUCCGGAUUCGACCUGGCAAACGGUGGUGGCUCCUGUGCGCGUCGGUUUUAUCGUUGAAACAAAGGCGGAAGUAGCGGUGACCACAUCGAUUGCGUGCGAACGGUGCGUGAGUGCGUGCUUUGGUACCCCGGUACCAUCGGUACAUUGCCCUUGAGUGGCAGGAGGACAAUUGUCGGUAGUGGUGAAGAGGUGGGAUGAAUUCUGGCGCACCGGCGCCAAAUAAUUCAAGUGUGUAAUGAACGUUACCAUCCCAUCGACUUCACAUUGAGUGAUUAAACUUCAUGGACGCGUCGCGCUUGUAGUGCUGUCAUACAAACAAAAUCGGAUGACCUAAUACGGCUGCUCUUGUAGGUGUAACAUUUGGCGCAAAAACAAAAUAGAAAUCUUGUUCCGUAUGACCGGAAGCGCCGGGCGCGUCUCAAUAGAUUGCGUGCAUCAAAUUUUCCACCUUCUCCGCCACGUAUCUUAUCGCGAAGAAGAAAAACAGUCAAACAGCAGCAGCAACAACAACAACAAUAACAGAAAAAUAGAGAACUUGAGACGGAAACUCGUGAAAGUUUUCCUCUCUCUUGUCGGUAAUCGUCCAACGUGUGUCGACGGUCCUUUCCGCCAGGGACCGUGAAGUGUUUUGUUUUAUUGCAAGGCAAAGAGAAGAAAACGUGAAAAAUACGAUGGAAUUGAAGGAAACAUCGAGCGAAUAGAAAACAAGUGUAAAUUGAUAUUUAUUGUUGGUGGGAUCUUUGAGUUGGCUUGGGUGGGUUGGUGUAUGUGGAUGUUCGAGACUUCUGUGUCCACUUUUUGCUGUCGGCUCGCUUCAGAUCCUGGCUCCGUUCCCCUCUUCGACGGUGGCCUAUUAAUCCUGCCGAUGGAAGAAUAACAAUCAGUGAACUGAACACAGAAAUAGCUUUGGAGCGGGGGAGUGUGCAGCGCAAAGGUCAAACCGAAGACGUAUCUAUUGAAGAAGAUUUUUAUUUUCCGUGCAGGUUUACGUUUGCAACUAGAUUCGGACAGCUGUAGCGGAUAAUUGGGCAGUGCUAGAAUUUUCCAGCAUACAAAGUGUAUGUGUGUGUGUGCAUGUGGUUUUUGUGUAUUGUGCUAAGUCUCCUCCUAGGAUUUCUGAUUAGACAACGAACCGAGUUCACUCAGAUCAAAGGCACAGUAAGUGGAUUACCCACACGGUUGCACGUAUCGUGCAGAGAAUCAUACAAACCGCGUAGUCAAACGCAAACCAAAAUGACUACGCCACGAAGGAUCACUUCGCCCGCCAGUAUAGCGUUGGUGCUUCUUGUCGUCACGGUCAGCCUUCCCCAGCUCACAUUCGCCCGGAGUUAUGAAAAGGAAACCUACCGGAAGGGCAAAUCAGCACAAAUAUCAGCCCCACAGCCCACAAUUACCACACCGCUGGUGGAUCUCUGCUCGGAGGACAUUAACAUGAAACUCGCCUGUCACUGUUCGCCGGAGAAUCACGCCAAGGCACAGAAGGCAUCCUGUUCGAUUUUCGACGGCGAGCUGCCGCGGAAGGACACCAAUUGGCUCGCUUUCCACACUCAAACCAGCCUCGAGCAUCUCAAAUUCACGGUACGUAAGUCCGGCAAUCUGACCUACAUCCCAUCGGAUGUGAUCUUUACCCUGAAGAAACUUCGCACGUUGACCAUCGAGUAUGGUAUCAUCUCGGAUGUGCACCCGUAUGCCUUCGGUAAUCUUAGCGAGCUUCGAAUCGCAAAUCUGCCCAACAAUCAAAUCAAGACCCUGCAUCCGAAUGCCUUCGCGAACCAUGCGCAGCUGGAGGAGAUCGUACUGGAAAAUAACGACAUUAAGAAAAUCGAUCGUGAGGCGUUCGUCAAUCUGCCUCAGUUGAUCAAGCUAAACAUGGCGAACAACAGUCUCACCGAGCUGCACGACAAUGGCUUCAUCGAGUUAUCCAAGCUGGAAGAGUUGCGACUGGAACUGAACAUGAUUUCCGUACUGGCCAAGGAGUACUUCAAGGGGUUGGAGAAUUUGAAGAUCCUGAAGCUGUCCUACAAUGACGUGAACUAUAUCGGUGCGACCGUUUUCGCCGACCUUUGGAGCCUGCAUAUGCUGUUCCUGGAUAGCAAUAAAAUCGAGAAACUGGACGAGAGAGCAUUCGACGGAUUGAACAAUCUGCGUUAUUUGCACCUGGAGAAUAAUCGGAUUAUUACGCUGGAAACUGGCACGUUUACCAGUGUUUCGGCGCUGGUAGUAUUGAACCUGGACGGAAACUCUCUGGAAACGCUGAGCUACAAUCACAUCGUUCCGCUGAUUGAUAACCUGGUUAACAACAGCGCGCUGUUAUCCAUUCGAGACAACCGCUUCAUCUGCGACUGCCGCCUUGCCUGGGUAUACGAUCUGAGCAACCGCACUCGCAACGAGGACCUGAAGGAAAACUUGCACGGCAUCGAGUGCACCCUGUCGAAGAAAAGCUUCGGCAGCAGCAGCAGUGAUUCACAGCGGCAGCAAAGCCAAUUGGACAAUUCCUUCCUCCACAAUGAGUUCGACGAGGAUGGUGACUACAUCGAAGACGCGGCGCUCGACAACGAAUCCAUCGUCGAGGAGAAACCGGAAGUUGUCAAUUUGUUCAAACUUGGCAAGGAGCAUCUGCCGUGCCCCGAGGAACUGGUUGGCCCCACUGACGGGCCCAAUCCGCGUGAAUCCAAAGGCCUGCUAGAUUUGCCCUGGGGACACUCCGGUGUCAGUGCCAUCCGACCGCACGGAGCCAGUAACACGAUACUUUCCGCCGUAGCGGCUCUAGUUUCCUUCGUAGGCUUAGUGGUGAUUGCUAGUGUUAGAUUGUAAAUUUGAUAACUUAUUUUCCGCUGUGUAUGUAUUAGAUUUAAGAGAAAAAAGACAAAGAUUGGAAUGGAAUGGAACUCAUGAUUUUAAGCAUACCCCUAUGGGAGACUACGAUACCAAAAUAAGAUGUAAUAGAAAUGAGCCCCCAAACGCAAACACUCUGUCUUGAAACACUGAAAAUCACACGAGAACAACCAAAUAGCGGUCGGUUAGUAUUUUUCGUCCGCGAGAAAAUCCCCUGAUCUUUAUAGCUAUUUCUCUAUUAAACUGAUAAAAAAAUAGGUGUAAGCUAAAGUAAACAAACAAAAAUUAAAAUAGAUUCUUCUACACAAUAAGGAAAAGUGAUGACUAAGUAAGACAUUGAUUGAGUAACCUAAGAAACCAAACCGCUCCGCUGAUGGUGUAAACAAAAUAAAAUAAGUUUUAAGGAAGGGAAAACUCCGAAGUCACUUCAAAUAAGGUAAUUUAAAUACAAGAGAACAAAAAGAAAAGAAUGUAUUAGAAAAUCUACUUUUUAGAAUUAUUUUUGAUAAAGCAAUAAAAAAAAUAAUUUUCAAACCGAAAC
Toxorhynchites rutilus septentrionalis is the source of this 3419-nucleotide messenger RNA. RefSeq names its product connectin-like. The record is from RefSeq and is a predicted model, not a curated record. Bases 1118 to 2857 code for a protein of 579 amino acids. The transcript has 6 exons. NCBI's taxonomy places the organism in Eukaryota, Metazoa, Arthropoda, Insecta, Diptera, Culicidae. Gene Ontology annotation, molecular function: protein binding.